CCAGUCCUUUGUUUUGAAACAUAUGGUUAGAAAAAUAAACAGAAUUAUAAUUCGUAUAAUGUAAAUAGUGUUACAAUGGGCAAUCAAUUUAAAAACGUGGCUAUCAUUGCUUGUAUAAAAUCUUUUCUCUUUAUUUUUAAUUUAAUAUUUUGGCUUACGGGCUUACUUAUACUGGUCGUGGGUCUGUGGGCGGAGUUUGAUCUGUACAAGUACAUGGAAUUAUCGCCAGAUUUUUCUGGCACAGCUCCUCAUGUCAUCAUCGGAAUAUCUGGCCUCAUAGUCGUUAUCAGCUCUGUGGCAUUCUCCUGCAUUAUUAAAGGCCAACCCGUCUUGUUAUACAUUUACGGUGGUUUCUUAGUUUGUAUCUUCAUGAUGGAACUCGGCGUUUGUGCAUCGGUAGUGUGCUAUAAAGGUACAUUUUCGAAGGGAUUGCACGAUGGUUUAACACAGUCGGUGAAAAAUUAUGAUCGGGAAAAGGCCAAUUUCGACUUUGCUCAGUCUACGUUACACUGUUGCGGUGUUUCCAACUAUACUGACUGGAUGGUAAUGUCACCACAACGCGUGAUCCCGACUUCUUGUUGCCUGGACACGAGUCACUGUGUCACCGCCAAUUACAACGACGUCUACCAAACGGGUUGCUACGAGGUAAUAAGUGAUUACUUAAGAAGAAAUAUGAACAUAUUGAUAGGCAUUGCUAUCGGAACGUCGGUUUUGCCUCUCGUUGGUGCUAUACUGUCCUGUUCUUUGGCAAGUUACAUAAAAAAAUCCAAAUAUGAUAUGAUCAACUAGUGGUUUCUGACUCAUCAAAUCGGACACGAUCUCAAAUUCAAUUCUUCUUGACUGAAUCUUCUACAUAUAUUUUAUCUCGUCUUUAUCCUCUUUAACGUUUUAAAUGUGUAUUAUAAUCGAAAUUAUUGUAGCUUAAAAAAUGUAUAAAAA
Molecule: messenger RNA, 939 nt
Organism: Zerene cesonia (dogface butterfly)
Lineage: Eukaryota; Metazoa; Arthropoda; Insecta; Lepidoptera; Pieridae
Product: tetraspanin-7-like
Exons: 5
Coding region: 76-789 (237 amino acids)
Cellular component (GO): membrane
Source: RefSeq, a predicted model, not a curated record